AUAUCUUCGUGGUUAAAAGGACCUUGUUUUAGGAAAGUCUUUUCACGAAUCACUAAAGCAUGCGGGAUAAUUUCGUGCCCUUAUUCGAGACGGCUGCGCUUGGGAUCGCGCUGUUUGUCUCCACAACAGUUACGUGCACGUUCUUGGAACGUUAUAUCACAUCUAAUCGUGGUGUUGUAAAUUUGAGUGGCCUGGCUGCGGGAUGUUUGGCAGUCGUAUACUCGCUCUAUGCGUUGACAGUAACGUUCGCUGGCAUCUCCGAUGACUUCAACUGCACAGUUCUACAAGCUAUUAAUGGAACUUGUAUGUCUGCUUCCAAUGCGUUGUGCUUUGGCCACCUUUUUUUUAAGGUUUACGCGAGUAACAAAAAUUCAUCUUCGUGGAAGUACACAAAGUGGAUUGGAGGAUUCUCAACUGUUUUUAACUGGGUCACGCUGAUCGUUGUCCAUGCACUUGUUGAAGGUACAACCCAGGAAGAUUGUGGUGGUCUAACCUGUGUCUUCAAGUUUGAAAAAAUCAGUUUCCAUCUCAAAUGGGCGGCUCAGCUAAUCAAUCAGUUUGUUAUGGGGUACUUAUUCUUACGACCGUUAUGUAAUAACAUAGUCGUAAGACACCGAGAUAGACCUAAUUCAAGAUGGGGUGACUUGUUUACUACAUCUGAUACGCGCAUACAGUUGAUGACACGCUCAGUUGUUGCGAUCUCAAUCAGUAUACUCUUUACACUAGCCGUAACCGUCUGCGUCUGGGUCAAACUGGCUGAGGGACCUAAUGUAGUAAUACCUGUAUUCGGCUUGGCGGUACUUGAUAAUGCUGUUAAUCUUUACACCAUCGCUUUAGCUGUGAACCUGACUAUAGCAACUGACGAUCCAAUUGAUCUCACUAUGAGUGGGGGAAUGGGCAAUACUUUGCAUUCGGUACAAUCGAUGAAGUCUCGACGUAGCUCUCGCAGACAGAAAUCGCAGAAGAGCGAGGUUAGACAAGUUUCAGAAUCACAAUUUCCCCAUUCCGAGCGCUCGCUUGUACCCCAAUCCGAUCGCACUAUCACUUUAGAUGGAAGCAGUACAGCUGGCAGCCUAUCGGACGCCCCAAGCAGUGCGAAUGGGGUGCCCCCUGCAUAUGUAUGCUAAAACUCAAAUAUCACCGAUUUGCUGUCAGACCAAUAAAGGGAAUCUAAAACGCACAGUAAAAGAAUGAUCCGUGACGUCUUUACUGCGGAGGUGGGGCUUCGAGGAAAGCAUUUCCAAAGCGGUUUCAGAUUCUAUAAUUAACAAGGCGAGUGUGACACGAGUUUAAUUAAUACCUAGUUGAAUCAGUGCAUUCGAUAGCUUUUUGGUUCAGUUUAUUUGAUAACUGAUUGAUUUAGUCCGAUUGAUAGCGUCUCAACUGGGCACCUAUUGAAGCAUUCGAUGAGUGGUUGCGAUGUUCGUUUAUCUUGAUUAAAAUGACUUCUCAAAUAUUGGAACAUGAAAAUAAAAUAUAUUUACGAAGAA
Molecule: messenger RNA, 1490 nt
Organism: Sphaeroforma arctica JP610
Lineage: Eukaryota; Ichthyosporea; Ichthyophonida
Exons: 1
Coding region: 60-1127 (355 amino acids)
Source: RefSeq, a predicted model, not a curated record